AUGUCCGCCGACUUCUGGGCCGGCUACAUCAGCGGCGCCGUCGGCAUCCUCAUCGGCAACCCCCUAGACGUGCUCAAAGUGCGUCUACAAUUGGAAGCCUCAUCCACCCCCAUCUCCACCUCCGCCCCGAGUCCCAACUCCAGCUCGUCAACGUCUACCAUACGGCACCACUUCCAAAGCAAAUCCUCCCUCAUCGCCGGCACCGCCGCGCCAGUCCUAGGCUACGGCGCGCUCAACGCCCUGCUCUUCGUAUCCUACAACCGCAGCGAGGCCCUGCUCAACGCCGCCCUCGACGGCCAGCAUGGUACCGGGAGCAAUCUCUGGACGACGUGGCUCGCGGGCGCUAUUGGUGGCCUGGCGACUUGGGUCGUCAGCACGCCGACGGAGUUGAUCAAGUGUCGGGCGCAGCUUGCGCCUGAUCAUGGUGCGACUAUACCUACGUCUGUGUCAACUUCAACGCAGGUUAGCACCAGUACCAGCAGCUGGCGCAUAGCGCGGGACGUCCUCCGCUCCGAGGGGAUCCGGGGUCUGUAUUUCGGCGGUGCCGUCACGGCGCUGCGGGAUAGCAUCGGCUACGGGUUUUACUUCUGGUCGUAUGAGCUGGGGAGUCGGUGGAUGGAGGGUUCUGCUGGGAACCGUCAGUUAGCAGACUCCGGAGGAGAAGGAGGAGUGGGUGUCGCGGACUCGGUCUUUGCGCACGAGGCGGCUAAGGUCCUGCUGUGCGGUGGCCUGGCGGGCGUCGUGACGUGGGCGAGUAUCUUCCCCCUAGAUGUGGUGAAGACACGCGUGCAGACGCAGACGCUGUCACAGACACAGAUGCAGACACAGAUUUUAGAUGAGGCAAGGAGACCGCUGCUGGGGACUGCGCACAAACGCCGUGGUGCGGUCGAGAUCGCGAGGGAGGCGUACCGGGAGGGCGGCGCAAGAGUGUUCUUCAGGGGCCUCACGGUGUGUAGUGUGAGGGCUUUCAUCGUGAAUGCGGUGCAGUGGGCGGUGUAUGAGUGGAUUAUGCUGGAGCUGGGACAGGGUAGACGUAGGGAUAAGGAGCCAAUAUGA
Molecule: messenger RNA, 1056 nt
Organism: Anthostomella pinea
Lineage: Eukaryota; Fungi; Ascomycota; Sordariomycetes; Xylariales; Xylariaceae
Source: the annotation of a GenBank genome assembly